Striga hermonthica is the source of this 805-nucleotide messenger RNA. The record is from the annotation of a GenBank genome assembly. Lineage: Eukaryota; Viridiplantae; Streptophyta; Magnoliopsida; Lamiales; Orobanchaceae.
GAAGCUCGCGCAGCAGCUGCGGUGGCGAUGCCUCCGCCGCUGCCACCAAAUCCAACACUGGUGCAAGGAGGAGCGAUGGCGCAAGGAGGAGCGCAACCACAGGAAGUUGUCCAAGCCCCCGGUCAGCAAAUGGUGACGAUGACCUGGGAGGAGAUGCAGAGGAUAGCGGCGGCCGCGGCGACGCAGGCGGUGCAGCAAGUUACGAGCCACACAUCUCAUGCCACCACUGCGCCGACCACAGUGGCUGGAAACCAAGAUGAGGAUGUGUCCAGUUAUGGAGAGGGAGGAGUUGGAAGAGAUCGGGCGAUGGAGAGGAUAGCGGAGCAGUUGCGCCAGUUACAGGACAAGGUGGAAGGGAGGCCAGAGAGGAGAGCUCGAAGACAUCCCUUUUCGAGGGAGAUUCUCGCUGCUCCUUUGCCGAAUAAUUUCAAGGAGACCAACUUGGUGUAUGAUGGGUCAUCUGACCAGUCGAGGCAUGUGAGGACCUUUGAAAAUAUGGCUGUAUUGCAUGGGUAUUCUGAUUCUGUUUGUUGCUGCAGGGCGUUUCUAUCGACCUUGCGCGGAGGGGCACUUGACUGGUUUCAUCUGUUACCCUCUAGGUCGAUUGCGGAUUUUGAGGAUUUUUCCAGCAAGCUUACCAAUCAAUAUUCAAGCGCAGUGGCGCAGGAGAAAACGUAUCUGACCUUGAUGGCAAUGAGACAGGGGGAGAAGGAGUCAUUAAGGAAGUACGUUGCUCGAUAUAAUCAGACAUGUUUGGAGGUGCACUCGGCCUCAGAUGAGGUGAAAGCAGGAGGAUUAAUACGGA